Molecule: messenger RNA, 1869 nt
Organism: Miscanthus lutarioriparius
Lineage: Eukaryota; Viridiplantae; Streptophyta; Magnoliopsida; Poales; Poaceae
Source: the annotation of a GenBank genome assembly
AUGCAGAAACGAGAAAGGUCAAAGGUCUACCCUACUACUAAUCGGUCGGUCCUGGUGGCGGUGGUUCGUCCGAAGUCGAAUCCAACGGCGCGCCGCAGCUCCUCCGCCCCUCCUCUCCCGCCGCCUAUAUUCCUCCUUCCGAUUCCGUUCGUUCGUUCGUUAAGCCCUUUCACAAGCGCGGGCGGCCUCCGACCGGCCGGAACCCCGGCGGCCUCCUGGAGAUUAUUACGGGAUUGGGAUCGGUCUGAGCUGCGGAGGCCGGCGCAGGCGCGCCCCCUUCUCGUUUCUUGGUGUGGCAGGCAAGGUGGUGGUGACCGGCCGGUGAAUAUGAACAUUGUGUGUGAAGUCUGUGGAGAUAUUGGUUACAGACAACUUCUGCUAUGUUGCAGAGACUGCAAGCGUUAUGCUGUGCACCAAUACUGUUUGGACAAAGUUGUCUUCGAUGCAUCGUUAAUAGAAUGGUUCUGUUAUGAAUGCCUACAAAGGCGUGGUGAAGUUACUUGUGUCAGAUCUCUAGAGCAGGUGUCAAGUGAAAGGCCACUGAAUCAUGCACAGUUUGGUUCUCCAGUACAUCAGCUAACUACCAAGAGGGUGGAGUCAGUAAGGGAUGCAGGGCCAUAUUCAUCCAAUGGUGGUUGUGAGGAACUAUUUUCCUGCCCUGGCAUAGAAACCAUCCCAAGUGUGCGAGAAAGAAGUGUUGAUCCCAUUAAUAUUUCCAGCAUUUCUCAACAUGAUAGCACAGAAGCAUCCGCAAGCAGUGAAAGAUCCACGGAGUGUCAAAAGGCUAGCUCCUGUCGACGUGGGAAAACUGUGAAGAUGACUAUGGAGUCCUCAUCAUCAUCUGAGGAGUCAGGAGAAGACAUUCUCUCUGAAAACGUAUCCUUGGAAUAUGUUUUGGCAUAUAGAUGUUAUCUAUCUAAAGCACAAAAGAAGAGAGUAAUGGAGCUUAUUCAGGAAAUUCAACCUGAAUUCACAAUUUUUAUAUCAAUAAUGCGGAAGGGCAAUGUGCAACCCCCGGGUCCUUUUCUGGGAAUUACCAGGGAUUAUGCAAGUGCACAUUUCCCAGAUGAAAGCACAAAUGUCACUCUUGAGGUGCCUGGCAAGAGCAAGAAGUGGCAUCCCAAAUUCUACAAAAGAGCUGAAAGUAGAAACUACAUGCUUAUAGGACAGUGGCUAGACUUUGUCCGUGAGAAUCAUGUGCAGGAGGGAGAUAUCUGCCUCCUUGUACCGACAAAAGAUGAGAUAAGGUGCACAUUUAUGGUCUAUGUUCUUCAUGAAACAACUUAUUCUAGAGGUGGGGCUGGCUUUCAAAUGGCUGGCCCAUGCCCUGGUGCAUCUAGUGCAAAGAUGGCUUCAGAAAUCCAUAUCGAGGAGGAACCUACCGCUGGAGAACAUGUUUCCUCGGAAAGUGAUAUGCAAGAAAUUCCUCAUGAACCUGUAGAGGGCGGAGACUCUGAUGAUCCAUUUGUUCCUCCAUACAUUGUACCAUGCAAGAGUCCUCUAUCUAAAUCCCAGAAGAGAAUCGUUGAGGAGCGAGUGCGAGCUAUCCGAUCUGAAAUUCCUAUUUGUGUGGCAGUAAUGAAGAACAACAACGUCGGUGUUGCUCAACGUUGGAUGCUAGAAUUAGGUUCACGAUAUGGUUCGGUAUAUCUCCCGACUAAAGGGCAAACCAUAUGGCUCCAGUGUGGGGGGAAGACAUGGAAGGCAAAAAUGAUGUUUCAUAAUGGUAGAAGGUGGUUUCUUAACGGAGGUUGGCCCAAUUUUGCUCGUGGAAAUGGCCUGCGCGUCGGCGACGUCUGCCUAUUCGAACUGAAGAAGGAGAGUAAGCUUACCAUGGCAGUCCAUAUCAUUCGCAGGGAGAAGUUUUAG